UACUAUUAUGAAUAAUAAAAAGCGUAGGAAACCUCAUCAUGUGCGCGUUGUAUCGAGAAUUGAUAACAAACCUCCACAUUUCAAUGCAUCGGUUUAUUUGAAAGCUCAUGAUUUAAAACAAGAUGUUGUACGAGUUAAACAAAUAGAUCGAGAAAAUAUAAAACUAUUGAAGAAGAUAAACAUAAUUCAUCGAUUAGGGGGGCCUGUAGAUUGCUGGGCGCCGGAUUUCAAAUAUAAAUCAAAAUUUGAGGAUCAAGAGCGUAGAAACAAUAUAAUUAUGCGCAAAAAUAAAAUUAUGCUGAAGAAAAUCUGUCAAGCAGAAAGUCAAUAUCCCUCCCGUGCCUUUGUGAAAAAUUGGAAGAGAAUGCAUGAAGCAGUAGAGCACCGUGCAAGAUACAUUUCAAUAAUUAAAAGAUUGUCUACUGUGUUAGAUAUACAAAAACAAUUAGCUGAGAAAAGUCAAACGAGAUGUUUCUUUGAUAUUGGACUUAAAGAAGAAAAUCAGAAAUUAGGACGUAUAGUAUUUGAACUCUAUGACAGUAUUGCACCACGUACAUGUGAGAACUUUGCAGCUUUCUGUCGCGGAGUGAAUGGAUUAUCAUACAAAUACACUCCAUUUCAUCGUAUUGUCUCUGGUUACUGGUGUCAAGGAGGAGAUGUUACAAAGUUUAACGGUACUGGCGGUACUUCCAUAUAUGGUGACUCAUUUGACAAGGAAAGCUCUAAUCUACGUCAUACAGGGCCCGGCAUCUUAUCUACUUACGACAAUGAUGACGGCAAAACAGACUCCAAAUUUAAUCUUACAUUUAAAUAUUUGAGAACUGUAAAUGGGAAUAAAAUUGUUUUCGGCCGAGUAAUAGAUGGAAUGAACAACAUAUAUAAGAUCGAGGGAUUUGGUACGAAGACCGGAAAACCAAUGAAGUCGGUGAUUGUGUUAAAUUGCGGAGUCCUGUCGACGAAACGCCCAUAUGAAACACCAUCCAUGUUACAAAUAUGAACAAACUGCAUUAUCUUCACAUAAAAUUACGCGUAAAAUCAUAAUAUUAAAAUUGUGUAAAAAUAUAAUUUUUUC
Messenger RNA from Mycetomoellerius zeteki, 1072 nucleotides. RefSeq names its product peptidyl-prolyl cis-trans isomerase. Lineage: Eukaryota; Metazoa; Arthropoda; Insecta; Hymenoptera; Formicidae. The transcript has 5 exons. Gene Ontology annotation, cellular component: cytoplasm. The coding region runs from base 8 to 997 and encodes 329 amino acids. The record is from RefSeq and is a predicted model, not a curated record. Gene Ontology annotation, biological process: protein folding; protein peptidyl-prolyl isomerization. Gene Ontology annotation, molecular function: peptidyl-prolyl cis-trans isomerase activity; cyclosporin A binding.